Tarenaya hassleriana is the source of this 1014-nucleotide messenger RNA. RefSeq lists its product as uncharacterized. Bases 22 to 1014 code for a protein of 330 amino acids. The record is from RefSeq and is a predicted model, not a curated record. Lineage: Eukaryota; Viridiplantae; Streptophyta; Magnoliopsida; Brassicales; Cleomaceae. The transcript has 4 exons.
AAUGUUGGUGAUGUUCAGCGUAUGAAAGAAAACAUACCGCUAAUCUUGUGUGCACUAGAAAAGGUGUUUCCGCCUUCGUUUUUCGAUGUUAUGGAGCAUUUGGCUAUACACUUACCAGAUGAAGCAAGACUUGGUGGUCCAGUGCAAUUUCGAUGGAUGUAUCCGUUUGAAAGAUUGUUUUUUCAUCUGAAAAGAAAGGUGAAAAACAAGAACAAACCGGAAGGGGCAAUCGUGAAGCAGUAUGUUAACGAAGAAAUUACGUACUUCACAAAUUUCUAUUUUGAGCCACAUAUCAAGACAAAAGCCAAGAGUUCUUCUCGGUAUGGAGAUGAAGAUGAGAUGAUGUUUCAAUUUAAUCAAGUUGAUGGUUGUGAUAUCCCGGCUAUAUUCAACCAAAUAGGGAGAUUGAGUGGAAAAUCGAAAGAAAGAUGGUUAUCCGUCGAAGAAUGGCGUCAUGCUCACACAUAUGUGUUGUUGAAUUGUGAUGAAAUUCGACCAAUAGAAAGAGUAUUUGACGAGGAGACAAAGAGACUUAAUCCUAAUAUGAGUGAUGAAGAAUGUAUAGAUCUCAAAGAAUCAUCAUUUGCGGCAUGGUUACAAAAUUAUGUAUCUCAUUCUUCGGAGAAUUUUCCUAUUUGGAUACAAGAUUUGAUCCGGGGUCCAUCAAGAAUGGUGAAAUUUUGGCCAAUUAUGUUCACAAGAGGAUACACUUUCCAUACUUAUGCUCAUGAUUCAGAUCGAAAGACUUCCAACUAUGGGAUAUGUGUUAAAGGAGCAAAUUGUUGUGAUGUGGCUGAUGAACCAGACUUUUAUGGUAUCCUCCAAGACAUCAUGGUGUUAGAAUACCACGGUUAUAUUGGUUUGAAGAUGGUUAUAUUUAACUGUGAUUGGUUUGAUCCGACCAUUGGAAGGGGUAUGAGAAGAAAUGGAUCGGGCGGUUUUGAUAUCAACUUAUCCAAGAAGUAUUCAAAAUACGAUCCGUUUAUCCUAUCUUCUCAAGCAGAUCAACUGUAA